AUGAUACGAAAACAAGUGCAACGAACGUUGAUGAUAUUAGAAGGGUUGGGUGUGCCGUUCAAUGCCAUUGACAUAACACUCCGUGGUAAUGAUAAAGAACGCGAAUUCAUGCGCGAAAAUGCAAUCAACGAACGUUGGGAUGGUGUUCCUUUACCACCACAAUUCUUCGAUAAUGAUAUUUACAUCGGGAAUUACUUCGAUUUUGAAGAAGCUGUAGAGGAUAACCAUCUACCGGAAUUCUUACGUCUUAUCCCAGCAUCGUCUUCAGAUAGCAAGUCGAAUAAGAAACUUAACGAUAAUGCUGAAAGCGGCAGUCGCACGAGCGAUCAGGAGACCGAUAAUGAAGAAAAUGAGGAAGAUGAAGAUGAGGAAUAUGGCGACGAGGAGGAGGAUGAAGGAGAUGAGGAGGAGGAAGAUGAAGGAGAUGAGGAGGAGGAGGAUGAAGGAGAUGAGGAGGAGGAGGAUGAAGGAGAUGAGGAGGAAGAGGAUGAAGAGCAGGGGGAGGUAGAUCAGGGGGAUGAGGAAGAUGAGGGAGCAGAAGAGAUAGGAAUAGGUAAGAGGGAAGAGGAGGGCGAAGAAGGAGAUGAUGAGCAAGAGGAUGAGGUAGAGGAACAUGAAAAGGAUGAGAGAAAAAAAACUGAUGAACAACAGGACGAGGAUCAGGAUGAGGAAGAAGAGGAGGUACCUGAGGAAGAUUUUGAGGAUGAAGAUGAAGACGCUAUGUAA
Messenger RNA from Anisakis simplex (herring worm), 726 nucleotides. The record is from the annotation of a GenBank genome assembly. NCBI's taxonomy places the organism in Eukaryota, Metazoa, Nematoda, Chromadorea, Rhabditida, Anisakidae.